Molecule: messenger RNA, 1510 nt
Organism: Aspergillus sclerotioniger CBS 115572
Lineage: Eukaryota; Fungi; Ascomycota; Eurotiomycetes; Eurotiales; Aspergillaceae
Exons: 3
Coding region: 52-1017 (321 amino acids)
Cellular component (GO): mitochondrion
Source: RefSeq, a predicted model, not a curated record
UUCCUGUUCCCACGGCCUCUGCGACCUGCUCUGCCCAUCCGUCGAGGCAUCAUGGCGUCCUCACUGUCCAAGGGUCCCGUCUUCUCGGCCAUCCGCUCCAACAACACCCCCUUCGCGACCCUCUACUCCAAGACUCUCUCCGGACCGGCGGCUGCUGCACCAUGCCAACGCCGACCUUUCUCGCAAUCCUCGCAGCGCAAUGGCAUGCGCGGACUCCCGGAGAACAUCUCCAUCCCACAGCCCGCUCAGCCGAGUAUGCGAACUCGGGGUAGGGACAUGGCCAGGGCGGAUCUGCCUCAGGAUAUCGGCCUCUUGCCCGGAACCUUCAUUCGGCCGCUUUGGCGAGACAUGCCCUCCAUCUUCCACCAGCCCUCGGAGCGUUUACAUAUGGAAUGGCUGUGGGUCAAGUCGGCCUUCCAGAACUUUGUCGCACUCCUCGCCUACUCCAAAUGGAUCAACAAGGGACUCCCUCUUAGGCUGAAAGAGCGUCGACAGGUUGCUCUCGAUCUUCAUAAAACCAUGUAUUCCGCAUUCGCCGCCGGCGACUCUGCUACUCUGCGCAAAGUGUGUUGCUCCGGCCUUGCCAACCAGCUCAGCGGCCGCAUCUCUUCCCGCCCCAGGGGUGAGAAAGUCACAUGGAACCUGGAGAAAUACAUCAAAUCCCCGGCCACCUUCUUCACCGGUGUCCGCGUUCUCGCGGAUCGCGCGACCCAGAUUCCCGAACUUCCCGACUCUGGAGUCCGCCAGGUCGUUCUGCGCAUCACCAGUCGCCAGUCAAAGGGCAAGGUGUCUCCCGGAGACAGCACGGAGGUGGCCAACAAUGCCAAGCAGCAGGACUGCACCGAAUACCUUGUGAUCCAGAAACUCCGCUGGGUCGGCGAGGAAGGCGAAUGGCGCGUCUGGGGUCACGCUACCCCCACUACCGUGGAAGAUCUCGAGAGUCCUUUCUUUGCCCGUGGACUGUCAAUGGCAGACCGUAUGGAAGCCAUGAAGGAGUCGAUGGGGGCCAAGAGAUAAGCUUCGUCGGAUUCUCGCCAGGUCAAACAUAGACCUCUCCUCGUGAACGAUACCAGUCACUAAGCCCCGGUUACUCGAGCCCUCAGGGCCCAUCAUUUCCCCCUUGAACAGCGAAGCAAGCGAGGGCCCUGAACUCACCAUCGAAAUUGUAUUGAUACGCAGCGACGAAGCACAAAAAGUGUCUGUCUAUUAGCUUGUUCUCUGCCACCUACACCCCCCUCUUCCCCACUCUCUUGCAUCUGGUUUUGGGCUGCGAAUAUUCGCAUCCAAUUCGAUUCUAUCAUGUGUUAUUGAGAACUACCCUAUACCAUGCAGUCGGUUCAUGUCCUUGUGUUUGUCUUUCCCGGAAAUACAGUUCGGACUCAUGGCCACCAAUCCGCUGCACUCUGUAUUAUAUCUGAUUGGCUAUUAUCCCACCAAUUUGAACUUUGUAAUUAUCUACUUAGCAGCGUGUUUUAUAGGAAAUCCGGUAACAAUCUAGCUGGCACUUGGC